Pseudoliparis swirei is the source of this 1196-nucleotide messenger RNA. It is a transcript of the gene mpc1, whose product is annotated as mitochondrial pyruvate carrier 1. Gene Ontology annotation, biological process: pyruvate import into mitochondria. NCBI's taxonomy places the organism in Eukaryota, Metazoa, Chordata, Actinopteri, Perciformes, Liparidae. Gene Ontology annotation, cellular component: mitochondrial inner membrane. The transcript has 4 exons. The coding region runs from base 114 to 437 and encodes 107 amino acids. The record is from RefSeq and is a predicted model, not a curated record.
UGUUAUGGUCGGAAAUAAGAACCGGGGUCGUCCUCUGAGCUGAGGUUUUAGUCGCCCUUCAACGGAGAAACGGUGCUUUUCUUGUCCAUAACAGACACCAGCCCAACGUAACCAUGGCAGGGACAAUUGCACGGAAAGCUAUUGACCAUCUGAAGAGCAAAGAGUUCAGGGAAUAUUUGACAAGGUAUCAUUUCUGGGGUCCUGUAGCAAACUGGGGUCUUCCCAUAGCCGCCAUCGCAGAUAUGAAAAAGAGCCCAGAGAUUAUCAGUGGCAGGAUGACCUUUGCUCUGUCUUGCUAUUCACUGCUCUUCAUGAGGUUCGCCUACAAGGUACAGCCACGCAACUGGCUACUGCUUGCUUGCCAUUUGACCAAUGAGUCAGCACAGCUCAUCCAGGGAAGUCGUCUCAUCAAAUACAACAUGGAGAAGAAGAAGUAAUCUUAGUGGCAGAGGGAAGCGGAUGCAGAACAUUCACUGCAGAGUGGCAUCAUGCUGCUCCAACAGCCGCGUUCACCUGAACAUCAAAACUAAUCCAUACAAACAUCUUAUCUCAUCUUUUCAACUGUGCCACUUGCCCCACCUCUUAACCUAUUGUCACCGUGAUUGAUCAUCUUCUUGCAUUUUUACAACACGGAAACAGAUGAUGCUUUUCCUCCUAAGAAUUCAGGUCAACUGCUAUGUUUUUUUGUCGUUGCAACAAUCAAUUUUAACUCAAAAAUAUGAUGUGGGUGAAUGUACACUUGGCUAACUUGCCUGACAGUUCACUGGCUGUUGGGCAUUUUCAGAAAAUAAAUCUUUAGUCAUCAAUUAUCUUAUUUGAGGUCAUCAGCAUUAUUAUUUCUAUUACUUUCUUACCUGCUUAGUAAUAUAAAUAAUAAUGUUAUUUAAUUAAAUUAUUAACCUUUACUUAAACAUGGAGGAUAUAAAGAGAGCUAAGCUUUAGUUUGUUGUGCAAAAUGUUAUAAUGUACAAUAAGAACGGUGUGCCUAGAGGACCCAAUCUGGCAUGAUUUUAUGAAAGUAUAAUAAAUAAGACAAGCUGUUUCUAUCAGUGCUGACCAAACAUGUACUGUGUGUUGUAUGUCUAUGUAGUUCACAUUCAUUUAUUGCCAUUGUAUAAUUCAUAUUUUUCCCUGAUUUAAUUAUUUGAUUCUAUGGGUUUGUUCGAAUAAACUGGAUAUAAGCAACUUGAACAUAA